AUGUCCACCUCGUCUUGGCGGGCGGAGCAUCUGCUCAUCAAGCACAGCGGCAGCCGCAACCCUGUGUCGCGCCGCACUGGGCAGCCCACCACCAUAUCGUACGAGGAAGCCGUCACAGAGCUGCAGAAGUGGCACCAAUCAAUCGAAGAGGGAAAGAUGACCUUCGAGGAGGCCGCUCGACAGCGCAGCGACUGCAGCAGCUACGCCCGCGGCGGCGACUUGGGCGUCUUCGGCCCUGGGGAGAUGAUGAAGUCCUUUGAGGAUGCCACAAAGUCUCUCGAGGUGGGGCAGGUGAGCGGCAUCGUCGUGACCGACAGCGGCAUACACAUCAUCAAGCGCAUAGCCUGA
Messenger RNA from Leishmania mexicana MHOM/GT/2001/U1103, 348 nucleotides. RefSeq names its product peptidyl-prolyl cis-trans isomerase/rotamase,putative. The transcript has a single exon. Lineage: Eukaryota; Euglenozoa; Kinetoplastea; Trypanosomatida; Trypanosomatidae. The record is from RefSeq and is a predicted model, not a curated record. The coding region runs from base 1 to 348 and encodes 115 amino acids. Gene Ontology annotation, cellular component: cytosol; nucleus. Gene Ontology annotation, molecular function: peptidyl-prolyl cis-trans isomerase activity.